Messenger RNA from Varroa destructor (honeybee mite), 963 nucleotides. RefSeq names its product epithelial sodium channel subunit beta-like. The record is from RefSeq and is a predicted model, not a curated record. Lineage: Eukaryota; Metazoa; Arthropoda; Arachnida; Mesostigmata; Varroidae. Gene Ontology annotation, molecular function: ligand-gated sodium channel activity. Gene Ontology annotation, cellular component: plasma membrane. Gene Ontology annotation, biological process: sodium ion transmembrane transport.
UCCAGUUUAUAUGUAUAAGUUCCAAAGGAUAUGUGAUUUCGAGAGAUUUUUCGAAUGAUUGUUAUUCGAAUGAUAUUAAAAAUAACUAGCAUACGUUCGCAUUGAUAACAGAUAAAACAGUGUAAUCUACGUUGAAAUAUGCAAGUAAAAGAAAGCUAGCACAAAUUACACGUUACUUUAUGAGAAACUCAUUGACGAUGGAUAUGAUGCAGCGACGUGAUAGUGGAAAACGGAGGUUUCCGCGAGCAGUUCUUCCAUCAGGAGUACAGCAACUGUUUCGUAUAUAACGCCGAGUGGUCGGGAUCAGGAAUGGGCGAAAGAGAACGGGCUCGGCAAAUCGACAUCGAGUUCACGUUGUUUCUCGAGCCAAAGGAGUACCUCAACGCGAAGGAGAUCCCAAGCGCACAAAUUGUCUUUCACCACCCUGAGAUAAUACCUGACCCGCAGGAUAACGGAAUUCCCAUCCGUUCCGGUUAUGCGCACACAUUUACCCUUCGACAUCUUGUAACGCGUCGCCUAAAACACCCCUACUGGACAGACUGUAGGGAUUAUGAAAUAGUCAAACGUGACAGAUACAUCAUGCAGAUGACCAAAUCGGUACGUGACCAUCAACCCCUCAAAUUAAUGACAAUAAGAAUGAUAAAAAGUCACAGAUCUCAUUCUGCUGUAUACAAUAUAAUGUGCGCCAAGAAGACUAGAGCAGAAAGAUUGCUUGCUAUAAGCAUUGAUCGAAGGUAGUAUUAAUCGGACCUAUCGUCUCUAUCAGAAACUGCAAGCAGAUUUUUAUCUAUCGACUGAGUUCUCCAAUGUACGUUUUUUCUACUUUGUUCUGUUUCCUAAUUCGAAGUUGUGCGAUCGAGAAUGUGCUUUUAACGCUUCGCUACAGAUGUGUCAUUGUAUACGGCGAGAUAUCUCUCUACCAUACGAAGUAGACUGGGAUAAACAACCGUCUGGAAAGAGACG